Purpureocillium takamizusanense is the source of this 1174-nucleotide messenger RNA. RefSeq lists its product as uncharacterized. Lineage: Eukaryota; Fungi; Ascomycota; Sordariomycetes; Hypocreales; Ophiocordycipitaceae. The transcript has 3 exons. The record is from RefSeq and is a predicted model, not a curated record. Bases 103 to 624 code for a protein of 173 amino acids. Gene Ontology annotation, cellular component: membrane.
CAGAGUAAAGCACGCACCGUGAUACCCAGCAGACAGAUCAUCUAGCCGAACCUACAGUCGAAAAAGAAUCAGAAGGACAGAAAGACAUACAGGCAGGCAGAGAUGGCUCACGGAACUUUGCGAGCGGUGGCAGCGUUCUGCCACUUCAUGGUUUUCGCGUCGGCAGCAAUCGUGACGGGUCUCGUAUCCGCCUUUCUCGACACUUGGUCCUUUCGGGGCUACCGCGUCGUCUUCCAGGAGGUCAUUGCCGUCACAACCUUGGUGGUAUACCUGUUUGCCAUGUUUGUGCCGAUCUUGAAGUCGUACCGGGGCUUCUUUGCACCGGUCAACUUCAUCUUCUCGUACCUAUGGCUGGCGUCCUUUAUCUUCUCGUCGCAAGACUGGAGCGGACGGCUGUGUGCGCAGACGUCGCUGAGCAAUGGCAGGUGUGCGCAGAAGAGGACAGUGGAAGCCUUCAACUUUAUCGGAUUCUUCUUUUUGAUCAUCAACGUCAUCUUUGAAGGAAUUCUCCUGUGGAGGUCGCGCGAUGACUCGUAUGUCACGCCUCCGCCGGCGGCCAAGGAGCGCCCUGGGACCGGAGGCACGGAUGCGAGCGCGCCAUCGGCCGCGCAGAACCCGGCUUGAUGAGGGCUCAGGGAGGGGUUGCUGGCCUGGUCCGCUCAGUACAGGGCAUGGAGGCAAGGCAACCUGAACUGGGAGUGUGCCUAAUGUGGUUGAUUGUCGAGUCGCUUUUCGCGCGGGUGGUGAUGGUAUAAUUUCUAAUGGUGAGUUGGUAUGGCCAUUUUGCAGGCCGAGGGUCGACGACGUAGGUGCAGUUAGUGUAUUCAAUAAUGCUGUGAUGACGAUGGCGAUGGUGGUGGUGAUGAUGAAGGGUGUGUAAGAAGUAAGCACCAGUGGGCAGAAUGCAUGUUUGCAUACUAUGCACGCACGGGCGGAUGGGCGGCAGGGGAGACGCGGGCAGUGAGCAUCGUCACCUUUUGCAGCCCAGCCAACUUCGUAGGGGCUCUCACCUGGCAGCUCACUUACUCACCAUCUCACCACCUGAGGUGUAAGUGACGGCAGGCGGGCGGGCGCCGCUCACAGAGCCCCGCGGCCGCCUGGUAAUAAUAGUGCUAACUGAGCCCACAUAUCAUCCCUAGUAGUAGAGAUGCCCAUCCAGCAUGGAACCCACCCA